Molecule: messenger RNA, 3636 nt
Organism: Trypanosoma rangeli
Lineage: Eukaryota; Euglenozoa; Kinetoplastea; Trypanosomatida; Trypanosomatidae
Exons: 1
Coding region: 1-3636 (1211 amino acids)
Molecular function (GO): protein binding
Source: RefSeq, a predicted model, not a curated record
AUGCAGACGAGGAACGCGGCUGUGCGCAUCUUUGGCGGGAGUCUUUGCCUUCAGGGGUCUUGCCGAUGGAGUUACCACCACUCUUCAAGGUUGUCGAGUGCAACAUCCCACGCAAACAGCAUGAACUUGUUGUCCACACAGCUGCACCCCUUCUCGUCCGUCGCCGACUCUUUUCUCUCAAGCGCAGGGAAGGGACUGUCUCACGAUGUGGCAGAAGUUUUUAUGGAACCCAUUGGAACAUCGCAUCCCGCUCCUGCGGGAGUCCGUUAUUGUGAUGGAAAUGACAGGAUGGAGCAGGAAGCGAGUGAAUUAUUCAAAGUGUUGAACACCUGCAUUGAUGCUCCCGCGGCGACGCUAUUCGAAAAACUUAUUGCAUCUACUGCAGGACUCUACAAGAAAUCGCCUCGUCGCUACUGGUCUCUGCACAGCCGAGCACUGACCAACUAUGGGGUUCAGUGCCUUGUUGAUCAAAAGCCCACUCAAGCCAUUGAACUGAUUCGACAGGCGGUUUCAAUUAUUGUAUCUUUUGAAGGGGAAACGGCUGUGUUGCACCUGCGAGUGAUCCUGGCAAAUGCCCUGGCGUGUGAGGGGAAAUGUUUUGAGGCACUGUGUGAGUAUGAGCAGGCGCUUGGGGUGAUGAGGGAUUACCCAGUGGAGCCUUCGUUAACUCAAGUGGUGUCGGGAAAGGAGUCCCGCAUCUUGCUUAGUCGCAGUUAUGUUUUAGAGGACUUUGAUCGUUUCCUGGCAAACGAGGAGUUGGUGCAGAGCGCACUGAACCAGGGGAAACAAGCAGCGGAUUUCUCCUCGGACAAGGCCGAGAAGGUGCACAUUAUGUGGAUAUUGGCUCGUAUUCAGCGUCGACUUGGGGAAAAAGAUGCAAGUCUGCUUCUGUACACCGCCUGUUUACGCGCGCUGCUUGACACACCGGAUGCUGAAAUGGAGAUGAAGGUGAUGCACGAUAUAGGUAUCUUGCUAUGCUUUGAGGCGUUUGAUGUUUCACAGGGAUUACCGUAUCUUCAGGCAGCGGCGGAGAUGUCCUUUGACACCGCACUGGAGAAGCUAGAAGAGAUGAAGCAGCAACCCUCGGCGAAGGCUCAGAAGGGAUUUCCCAAAGAGGCUAUGCUUCCCGUUCGCCGUGCCGCCUUCACUUUGCUUGACGCAGCAGUGUGUCUUGCAGAGAAUGAAGAGUUAGGAAAGGCCCUGGGAUUAUUUGAAGAGAGUAUCGCCUUGAUGAAUGAUUGUGGGAUGCAGAAACAUUCUGCCUGGGCAUGUUUGAAGUACGCGGAUGCUCUCACUCAUGCCUCACUAAUCGACAAGGCUAUCCGUGUGUACCUGGAGACCAUAGAGUCCAUCCGAUCCCGUGAAAACGACGAGGGAAAUGUGCAAGUGGCAUGUAUGGGUAUGGUGGUCCCAAUCACUGCGGCGGAGGUGGAGGGGCGUCUUGCAUAUUGCUUUCAGAUGCAUGUGGGGGAGUAUCGACGCGCCUGCAUCCACUUUUGCCGUGCAAUCCGGCGUUGUGGCGUGCAUGUGGAGUCGGCUUUUAGAGCUGUUGAAGAAAGUAACCCAGUUUCUUCAGAGGAGUUGGACUCAGAGACGCUCUGCUGGAUGCUGGAAAACUACGCUAGCUGCUGUGAGCGGGUUGGCCGUAGAGACAUUGCCGAGGAGGUUUUAGAACGUCGAGUGAGCGUCGAAAGAUCUCUUGGAGGAUCUUGUUGCUCGGCGCUGUUGCGUCUUGCGCAGCUGCACGGAGUAGCCAACGCGGCUAAGGCGAUAGAGCUUUAUAUUCAGCUUCUUACCCUACCCGAGGAUGGGAUUGAACCUGACGUCUUGCUGCAAGCCGCAUAUGGGUUUGCCAGCAUUUGUUACAGUUCCAAGGACGAAGAUCUGGAGCUUGCUCUUACCAAGGUGACGGCAGCGACGGAGAGAGAAGGGACAAAAAGCCCUGUCACCGACGCGUCUCUCGACGGGGCUGCCCUCCCAAAUCCCAACAACGUCGUCAUUGCGUCGUUUAAAAGGUCUGCCAGAGUUAUUAUGGCAAGUCACGCGGUGGACAGGACGAAAUCCAAUGACAGCAGUGAGGAUGAGUUGAAGGCUCUCAUGACACUUAGCCGGGGCGGUUUUUUUUGUCAGCGGCGUGGUGACGAUGCGGGGGCAGAGGAGCUUUACCGCCUUGCCGUGGAAUACACACUACUUGUGGACGUUAAGAAUGACGAGUACGCCCGUGAGCUUGCCAUUAUGUUAGCCAACUACGCCACUGUAAUGGCCCACAAGAGCAUUGAAAAGGCUCAAGAGCUCUACAAUCGGGCCGUGGAAACGUGUCCAACUGAGGAAAACGUUUCAGCCGCCGCAGCUUCCUUCUUUGUCUUGACAGCCAACUACGCUGGUGGUCGGAAAUGCAUUCAGCGUAUGAUUGACGCCGUCACUGAUUGUGCGGUUAUUCCGCGGCUGUAUGGCAAACUGGCCUGGCUUGGCGUGGUUUGCUGGGAUGAUCUGGCACCACCUGUGCGCCAAGAGUGCCUUCAACACUUGCUGCUCGCCUUGGGUCUAGAGUCGAGUAACUUGAGUUUGCUUUCCACAGUUUUCCAAGUGACACCAUUAAACAGUUCUGUGGGUAUUAUAUUUAAGCAAAAUUUUCUUGCUGGUAUAUCCUCAUCCCCCGACCAAGACACGGUGAGCCUUGCCUGUUACGUGGCACAGACCAAGUUGCCUCAUGAUGGAAGGUUUAUUAACACCUGCUACAAGACAGCCUUGGGUCGCUUUUCUCAGAGCACAACUAUACUUGUGAAUUACGCCAAGUUCUGUGCGGAUUAUGCUGCUGUAGCGCUUGCCCGCAAGUACUAUGCGACGGCGUUUCGUUACUCGCACAAGGACUCACGCAGUACCGAUUGUUACGCAGAAUAUCUUGCGUUUUUGCAAGAAGGGGAACAACAGCGGACCCAACGAGAGCAAUUGGUGGCCGGAGAAAGCCUUGCACGAUACCAGAUGGAGCGAAUUACCCGUGACUUGAGCAGUCAUGUUUGGGGUCAGGCCUUUGCUCUUUAUGGUAAAUACCUUGCGACAUUUAUGCCCUCGCCAAGCGUUCCUGUGGUUCUUUUUGAAGAGGCGUUAAAACAAAAUGCAGCAGAUUCCCGCGCCACAGCCCUUUACGGUUCAUUCUUAUGGAAUGUAUGUCUUCCUGCACUUGACACAAGGUGCACGGCUGACGUCAAAAAACAGCUUGCGGGGAAGGUGGAAGCCCUGUAUCAGAAGGGCUUGAGUCACCAACCCCAGAGCACCCUUUUGCUGACCUCAUUGGGUUCCUUGUAUGUAAGUAUGGGAAAUAGAUUUGACGACGCUGUACGUGUUCUAGAGCAGGCGCGAAAGCUGAGCCCGCAUAACGUGGCGGUGCAUCGCCUCUUGUGUGCCGCCUUUCAUGACGAGUGGAUGAAGGAGCAAAAGAGAGUUACUGUAAAGAAGAAUUCACGUUUGCAAACCUUGUUGGAAGCUACGCGUCAGCUGUACGAACGAUCCGUCCAAUUGGAUCCCUCGGACAGGUUGACACUGGCAAGGUAUUGCCAAUUUGCUCUGCACGGGCUUCAGAACGCGGACUUGGCGGCUGAGCUGAUGCAGCGGUUGCGGGAGCUCUCAAAAGCAUAG